Nerophis ophidion (straightnose pipefish) is the source of this 1733-nucleotide messenger RNA. Its product is annotated as B-cell receptor CD22-like. The record is from RefSeq and is a predicted model, not a curated record. Gene Ontology annotation, biological process: cell-cell adhesion. NCBI's taxonomy places the organism in Eukaryota, Metazoa, Chordata, Actinopteri, Syngnathiformes, Syngnathidae. Gene Ontology annotation, molecular function: cell adhesion molecule binding. Gene Ontology annotation, cellular component: cell-cell junction. Bases 99 to 1148 code for a protein of 349 amino acids. The transcript is spliced from 7 exons.
AUUCUGCUGAGUACCGCUUCAAAUUCACCACUGAUUAUGGAUGGAGUAGUAUUUCACCUGGAAGCACCUUGACAGUCGCAGCUGUGCAGGUGCAGGUGAUGUCAGUCAGAGUUGAAGAUUCUCACCUUGUUGCACAAAUGUUGUGUCACACAAGCUGCCUUCUAGAAGCUCCUUUUUAUUUUGAGUGGCAGAAGAAUGGAGUGAAUAUAAAGUCUGGAACCAAAGUAGAAGUCACCUUGUCACCUGGAGACUACAUCACCUGUGCUGCACGACAACAACAACAACAUAUCAGCAUCUCUCCUCACCUGUAUGUCCUGAAAAGACCCUCAGUGUCUCUGAGUCCUAUUGGUGACAUAUUGGAGGGUCGUCCCCUGACACUGACCUGCGACAUCGACAACUACGACUACUCCUCAGCAACAUAUGAUUACUGCUGGUACAAGAAGAAGAAUGUGUCUUCACAUGAUGAAGUCCUCAGUAAAGGUCGACAACUGGUCUUCCAGUCCAUCAAGUCUUCAUACUCAGCAGAGUAUUGGUGUACUGUGGAGAACCAGCUGGGAAAGAAGACAUCAGAACCCGUCUUCGUUGAUGUCCAAUAUGCUCCAAAGCGUCCGUACGUGUCCGUAGUUCAGUCCAACGAGUUGGCGGCUGGCAGUCUGGUGAAUCUGACCUGCAGCAGCGAUGCUAACCCGGCCGCUAGCUACACCUGGUACAAGGAGAACAUGUCGUCUCCUCUGGCAUCAGGUCAGACGCUGACCAUCAAAGACAUCAGUCCAGGUCAGACGCUGACCAUCAAAGACAUCAGUUCAGGUCAGACGCUGACCAUCAAAGACAUCAGUCCAGGUCAGAUGCUCGCCAUCAGGAACGUCACAGAGCAGGGUGGCCAUGAUUAUUACUGUGAGGCCAACAACAGCAGGGGGCGCCACAUCAUUGGUGUGCACGUGAGCGUGAACGGAAUGUCCUGUAGAACAAUAAACAUCAUCAGGCUGUUCUGUUCUGCUGUUGUGUUCGUGGGCAUCCUGAUCAUUCUGACUCUGGAAUUCAGGACGACGUCUCCCUCGUCCACCGCGGAUCCAAAUGAGCUCGUUGAGACUGUAGAGGAGCUGGACCCUGGCGACUAUGAGAAUAUCGAUGCAGAAGACUCCCUGUGAUGGACAUCUUGACCAUGAACAACCAAAUAGUUUUAAAAUAUUCAAACAACAAAACCAACACAGUGCAUAAACUCACAACAAAUUACACACCUGCAAAUCAGUGUGACUUCUGUUGUUGCGGUAUCCGUAAUACGCCGAUAGGGAGAAGUCGGGUGUGUAUUGACCUCCACCGAACCCCUGAGCCCCACUCACAGAACCCUUAUGGUUCGAUCAUCGAACCCAGGUUAAGAACCACUGCCUUAGAUAGCUCCUGCAGCUCUUUAAAAGAUGGCCUGUUAGUGCCCAACAGUUAAGUAAAAGUCCCAAUGAUUGUCACACACACACUAGGUGUGGUGAAAUUUGUCCUCUGCAUUUGACCCAUCCCUUUGUUCUCCCCUCACCUCCCAGGUGAGGGGAGAACAAAGGGCGCCUGGGAAUCAUGCACUGUGGACCUCAGAGGUAUGUGGGGUAGGAUGGGAGUAUAAACACAUUAACAACUUCUUCUAGCAGGGGCUUUGUCCACACUGGCUGACACCCAUAAUAGAAAAAAGAAGAGUAUUGUAAAAAUCUGGACACUUUGUUGAGUAGUGGAAUGUCUUGCAACGU